UGUGUUCUUAUCAUCCCCACCACUAGGCACCACACCAACCCAGCAAGGCCUUCCCCAUAGACAAUUUAUUCUUUCUUCUCGAUCGCAUCAUCCUUUGAGUUUCACUUCAUAUUUAGCAAAAUAGAAAUGGGUGUGACCACCAUUAGCACUGAGUUCAGUUGUCCAAUCCCUCCUGCUAGGCUUUUCAAGGCUGCAAUCCUUGAUGCACACAACUUACUUCCCAAGAUCCUUCCCGACAAGAUUAAAUCCAUUGAGAUUCAAGGUGAUGGUGGUGCUGGAUCCAUCAAACAGAUCAACUUGGCUGAUGAUGGUCCUUUCGAUUUCAUCAAGCAUCGGAUUGAAGAACUUGAUGAACAGAAUUUUAAGUGCAAGUUUACUCUGAUUGAAGGUGCUGUCAUAGGAGAAAAGAUUGAAAAGGUUGUGGAUACGGUUCAGUUCAUGGCCUCUGCAGAUGGGGGAUCCAUCUGUAAAGGUACUUCUGAGUUUUACACUAUUGGUGACUACACUAUGGGUGAGGAUGAAAUCCAAAUGGGCAAGGACAUGGCCACUGGGACGUUCAAGAUGGUGGAAGAGUACCUGUUGCAGAACCCAACUGCUUAUGCUUAAGAGUAUCUUUUAGUUGCUCUAUAAUAUCAAUAGAGAUUUUAUGGCUCAAUAUCCAUAGUAUUUGUGCCUUUUUUUUUUUUUUUUUUUUUUUUUUUUUUUUUUUUAAGUGGGAGGGGUGGGGUUGGGGAUGAGCAGGUUUGGGAGGGUUAAGGAUUUGGUUAUGCUUUAAUAAAAGUGUAUUUGUGAGGAAUGUUUGCCUGCACAUAAGUUGUAAGAAUCUAUAUUUUUGGGAUAAUUAAUUAAUUUCUAGAUUCAUGUAGUUUUAUAUA
This is a messenger RNA of Macadamia integrifolia, 875 nucleotides long. Its product is annotated as major strawberry allergen Fra a 1.08-like. Gene Ontology annotation, molecular function: abscisic acid binding; protein phosphatase inhibitor activity; signaling receptor activity. Gene Ontology annotation, cellular component: cytoplasm; nucleus. The transcript has 2 exons. Gene Ontology annotation, biological process: abscisic acid-activated signaling pathway; defense response. The coding region runs from base 127 to 606 and encodes 159 amino acids. The record is from RefSeq and is a predicted model, not a curated record. Lineage: Eukaryota; Viridiplantae; Streptophyta; Magnoliopsida; Proteales; Proteaceae.